AUGUGGGUUGCAUCAGCAUACCCCGUAUACUUGACUAUACCGUUGACUUUGGGCAUCUACAUUCCACUAUCUAUCAUAUUCACCCUUCCCGUGGACUAUGUCUCCCACAAUACCCAACUGACAGCCGAGAUAGCUUGGUUUGGGUUACCUGAUACUGUCAUUUUAUACAUUUGGAAAUCAAACUAUUGGAUCACCUUUAUUCUCACGUGGAUUAUAUUACCCAUGGUAUUAGAGUUUUACAGAUCGGGGCAUCACGACACUUACAGUAAAGUCAAGGAUGCCAUUAGGGAAAAUUUGAAGUUUCAAGUUAUCAUGAUCUCGGUCUCAUUGGUUGGCCUUAUCUACUUGUUGAUUGAAGUGGGACUCAAUUUGAAUCACUUGAAAUUGAUGAUCAUUGCCAUCUCCCAUGUAUACUCUUUGAUCUUGGCGACAUGGUUGAUGGGACAUGGAUUGACCAGUAUACCGCGCAACAAGUGGAUUCAGGGAUCAGUUGUCAAUGAUUUGAACCACCACUAUCUCAAACUCCCAAAACUUGUUGAUGAGUUGGAAGACAUAAGAAUCACGUUCAGGGAAGAUGUUUUGAAGGUUGUUGUUUUGAAACAAAACUACACUAGCGAAUCAAUUGAAGAUUUCAAGUAUCGCGAUUGGAUCUUGAAUUUGUACGACUCCGUGCCCGGUGAAAUUAGAGAGCAAGUGGAAAAGCAGUAUUUGCAUGAAAAUACAGUCAUUGAUCGCGAUCAAUUGAAUGAUCAGUUUAUGACCAACUUGAACUCGCUGUUUAAUCUGGAUUUGAAUAGGCUUAUUGGGUACCAAUCGGAGUUCAAUAGAAUAAUCUCGAAAAUUCUCAGGUUGGAAGACGUUUUGAACUCAGUCUCAUCACGAGAAUUGGUGUUUAGGGUGGACAACCACCGUGUCCUAUGGAGUCCUAGAUUUAACUUCAUUUAUUGGUACUACAUCAGACCCAUUUCCAACAAAAUUGCAGCAACGGUACUAGGGUUGGCGUCACUUGUGAUUUUGCAAUCUGAAUUCUUCCAUUCAACAAAAAUCUCAUUGAUGAAUGUAUUUGUCUACUCAACCGAUAUUCACAAUCACUCACUUGUGCAAUUUGCAAUUUCUUGUACAACAUUUUCCUACAUGUUGUUUGCCGCGUUGAACUCGUUGACACAGUUGAAAAUCUUCAACAUGUACCAUUUGGUGCCACGGAAUUCUGAUCCGGUACUGGCUUGCUGGUAUGCCAUGUACAUUGCGAGAUUGACAAUUCCGUUGAGCUACAAUUUUAUAACAUUGUUUGUCAGUCGAGAGUCCAUCUUUGAAAAGUGGUACGGUCAAUCAGUUCAUCUCACUGGGUUAUUCAAUUUGCUCAAUAACUGGAUUCCAAGGUUGAUUUUAGUACCAGUUUUGUUAGCAAUGUUCCAUGUCUAUGACAAGGUGAAGAAAAGACUUGGAUUUGGAGACUUUUACGACUCGUGGAUAUUAUUUGACGAAGAUGACGGGCAAGACAAUGGUGAUGACUUGAACAAACGGUCGGAUUUGGUGAUUGUUGAAGCAAAGAGAAUCGUUUCCAGAGAAUUGUCCCGCCGACAAAUGCAGCUACGCCCUUUCCAUUUGGCUGGGGGCAGUACCGACAACAUCAGCACAUUGAACCCAGCCGAUGUCAAUUAUGAAAGAAGAAGACAGGAGUUUAACAACUCACUUGCUAACAGGAUUGACAGUUCUCCAGAAGAAGAGCCUGUUUAUUACAAUGGCACAUUGAAUGCUGCUCCUUUGGACAAUGGUAUAUGGGGAAGAAUCAGUAAUACAGUUGGUGGUUUUUUUGAUAGGGGAAACCGCAACAGAAGCACGCAAAGACCGUAUAGAGACGAGCCGUUAGAUGAUUUCGAUUACGACAACGAUGCCAAUGAGAAUAUAGUAUUAUAG
This is a messenger RNA of Lodderomyces theae, 1917 nucleotides long. RefSeq names its product LMBR1 domain-containing protein. The transcript has 2 exons. Gene Ontology annotation, cellular component: membrane. The coding region runs from base 1 to 1917 and encodes 638 amino acids. Lineage: Eukaryota; Fungi; Ascomycota; Pichiomycetes; Serinales; Debaryomycetaceae. The record is from RefSeq and is a predicted model, not a curated record.